AUGAUUUCAUCCAGACUUUAUCUCCAAAGUCGCGGCAUCAUUGUCCGCUCACCACCUCUCCUCACCCUCCGUCACACCACAGCAUCACGCUUCCUCUCCGCCUCAUCCAUGGCCGCCAAAGCGAUCCCCGUCAUCGUCUGCGGCCGGCGAGAGGCCAUCGGCGAAGCCGUCGCCGCCGGACUCCAGCCCGAAUAUGAACUGGUUCACUUUGUCAAGACCCCCGAGGCCGGCGUCGCCGACCUUCCGCUCGUCCUCGCCGGCCGCGUCCCGACGAGCACGGCUCCCAGCAGCGUCGGCACGGGAAACGUUGCCCGCGGCGCCGCGGCGGUCAUUCUCGGCGGCGGCUACGGCGACGAGGACUACGCGGUGAUGCGCAAGGCCGUGGAUGCGGCCGCGUUGAAGCGACGCACGGUCUGGCUGCGCAACAACCUGAGCGUCGCUAUGCCGCCGCCGGGGCCGGAGUACGGCAAGGCGGUGGUGGUCAGGGUCAAGGACUUGCUGGCGAGGCUGGGCGGCGAGGGGAGGCUGGACGGCGAGGAUGGUGGUGCGUACUGGUAUUAG
This is a messenger RNA of Cordyceps fumosorosea ARSEF 2679, 561 nucleotides long. RefSeq lists its product as hypothetical. The coding region runs from base 1 to 561 and encodes 186 amino acids. The transcript has 2 exons. Lineage: Eukaryota; Fungi; Ascomycota; Sordariomycetes; Hypocreales; Cordycipitaceae. The record is from RefSeq and is a predicted model, not a curated record.